GCGUGUCUAUCACUCUCUACUAAAAAUAAUUUAAAAUUAAAAAAAUACCACCGAUCGGGUAUGACCGUUUUUUCACUAAAAUAUUUCCCCCCAUCUUCCAAUAUAUGUCAUAAUCAACGCUUAGGGUAAAAUUUACCCCUUUCCCUCCAAAAAUAAGAACCCUAACAGUGCUAUUGUCUUCUUCCCUUGCAAAAUUGAAGUGAAAAACGAGUUUUAAAUGAACAAGUGAAGUGUGACAGGUUAGGGUUUUCCUUUUAUUGUUUAAAGUUGACAUUUUUUUUUUUGUUGCAUCCCAUGAUCUGUUGCUAAAUACGGAUUUUUUUUUUUUUUUUUGUUGCUAAAACGUGUUUUUUUGUUGUCACCUACUGAUUACGUUGUGAUCUGUUUAGUUUGAUUUUUUUGUUAGUGUGUUUGUAAUUUUUUGGUUGUUUUGCUAUAUUUCAGGGUGUUAUAACGUGUCUUUUAUAUUAGUGACUUUGAGAUUUUACCAUGGGGGUAAAAUUGAUUUUGAUGCCCGACCAGAAUAUGUGGGUGGGUCUAUUACAGAAUUUUUGGAGCAUGACACUGAUAUGAUGUCCUAUUUUGAACUAAGAGACUUGAUAAAAGAUUUAGGAUAUACAACAAGUUGUGCUUUUUAUGUUAAGGUCGAUGGUUAUUAAUUGAAGCUGUAAGUGAUACGGUUAUUUGUAACAUUGUCUCUUUGUUAAAAAAUGGGGAUGUGCUCGAGAUUUUUGUGUCACACGAGGUAAAUGAACCCUAUGUUGCCUCAGUGGCUUUAGAGUUUGUCCCCCAAAGUGGUGGUGUUGGGGUCUUUGAGGAAUCUUCAAUCCCCACUUUAAAUGACCCUCCUAACCCUAUUGUUCAGCCUCCAAACCCUUUAAAUGAGCCUCCAAACCCAAACGUUGAAACAUCAAACAAUCCUAACCAUACUGUUGAGUCUCAAAACACUUGUGAGGUUAAAGUAGAUGAGGACACAGGUGUAAAUGAUGUAGAUGUUGGAUCUGAUGAUGAUAGCAUAGAGGAUUUAGGGUUUUUAGAUGACAGUGAUGUUCAUGAAGAGUGUAGAGAGUUUAGGUCAAAUAGAAGACAUUUUAAUAGGGCACAUAGGAGACCCAGAGCUACUAAUCCUAACCAAAUUCCUGUAAAACCAAAGGGGCCAGAUAUGGGGUAUGAUGAGACUAAUGUUGGGAGCAAGAAUAACUUAGAUGGUAUGCUAGGUGGUGAUGAACCUUAUUACGAUAGUGAUGAAGCUCCUAGCUUUGAAUUAGAUGAUGAAACAGGAUGGGGUGAUGAGGAAGAGGUUGAACAAGUUGUGAAGAAACCUCUAAGAAGAAAAGUGACCAAAAAUAGAGUUGUUUUUGACAAAAGCUGUAAGAAGGUGAAUAUUGAAGCUAUGAAGAUGCUUGGAGAGGAUGGUUUGCAUGCUCUCAUGUACUACAACAUUGAUAGAUGGUGCAAAAGGUUCUUCAAAGAGCACAGCAAGGUAGAUUCAGUUGACAAUAACAUGGCUGAAAGUUUUAACAACUGGAUAUUGGCUGCAAGAUUCAAAACAAUUAUAACAAUGUUGGAAGAGAUUAGAGUAAAAAUGAUGAGAAGAAUCGGUGAAUUAAGACAGUUUUCAAACACUUGGAUCACUGAUAUUUCUCCCAUGGCUUUCAAGAUUUUACAAGAAAACAUUGACAAGUCAAUGAAGUGUUCCUUGUCUUGGAAUGGUGAAAGGGGUUUUGAAGUUAGAGAUCCAUGGGGCUGUACCCAUACUGUUGACAUCCAGAGGCAGACUUGUAGUUGUAGAUCUCGGCAGCUUAGAGGCAUACCUUGUGCUCAUGCAGUUGCUGCAAUACAUCACAAGAGAUUACAUCCAAUUCAUUUUGUGGCAAGCUGCUACAAAAAGGAAACCUAUCUGAGCACGUAUGCUCAUUUUGUUCAGCCAAUGAACAAUAUGAAGAUGUGGCCAACUUCUAAUAAUCCAAGAGUAGAGCCACCAGUAAUCAGACAGCUUCCUGGAAGGCCACCAAAAUCAAGAAGGAAGGAGGUCUAUGAAAGUAGAAAAACAGGACUGAUCAGCAAAAGGGGUACUGUUUUGACUUGUAGCACUUGUCAUGCAAAGGGACACAAUAAAAGAGGAUGUCCAAUAGUUCCAAGGCAAACCACAGAAACAGCAGAUCAAAUAGUAGAGCAAGCACAGGCUAGAACAAACAGAGGAAGGGCAAACAAAAGAAGGAUAGAACAGGAAGCUGCAAGUUGUGGAAGGGUCAAUGCUAGUGGUGGUGCAACAUAUCAAAGUCAAGAAACUCAAGGAACAACUAGUGGACAUACUUCACAACCUUAUAAAAGGCCAAGAAUUGUGGGAGUUGGAAGAUUGGUGGCUGAUGAUGGAUUUACUACACUCAAUCAUGGAAUGCCAAGUAGAAGAGCUCCAAUGAGGUCUGAUGUUGUUACUGGAGAUAUUGGCUACACACCUAAAACCAGGAUUCAAGUGGAGGGGCAAACAAGCCAUGACAAGUAAUACACUUGACAAAAUUAGGGGUGAAAGAAUCAUCAAAGGAAGGUCAAAAGCUGCUGCCAUGAAUCAAAGCAAAUGUAGUACAUCUAAAAAACCAUGGUUAGUUGGUUUAGUUGUUUUGCUACUGUUUUUGUUGGGUUGCUAUUAGUGAAAAACCAUGGAAAUAGUUGGUUUAGUUAUUCAUAUUUUUGGUUAUGUAUUAAGUGGCAAAACCCUUACUUGUAGCAUUUUAUGCAACAGUUUUUUGGCUACUGUGCUGUUUUUGUACAGUUAUUGUGCUGUUUUUGUGCGACAAUUAAUGCAGGUAAUGAUAUUCAGCUUA
This is a messenger RNA of Lycium ferocissimum, 2825 nucleotides long. RefSeq lists its product as uncharacterized. The transcript is spliced from 4 exons. Gene Ontology annotation, molecular function: zinc ion binding. The record is from RefSeq and is a predicted model, not a curated record. Lineage: Eukaryota; Viridiplantae; Streptophyta; Magnoliopsida; Solanales; Solanaceae. Bases 1163 to 2506 code for a protein of 447 amino acids.